AUGUCCAUUGAACUUAAAUAUAAUAACCUUGGUGAAUCUGGAUUAAAAAUAGCACCAAUUAUUGUUGGUUGUUUAGGUUUUGGUACCAAGAAAUAUGCUGACUGGGUUAUAGAGGAUGAAGAAGAAGUGUUCAAGAUCUUAAAAAAAGCAUAUGAUGUUGGCUUAAGAACAUUUGAUACUGCAGAUGUAUAUUCAAUGGGUAAAUCAGAAGAAUUACUUGGUAAGUUUAUCAAAAAAUUCAAUAUCCCUAGAGAUAGAAUUGUAAUCAUGUCAAAAGUGUUUUACCCAGUUGAUCCUGAUACACCACGUUUUGGUUUAACCAAUUAUAACGAGUUCCCAGCAAUUAAUUAUGCCAACUCUAAAGGUUUAUCAAGAAAACAUAUUUUUGAUGCUGUUGAAGCUUCGGUGAAAAGAUUGGGAACUUAUAUGGAUGUCUUGCAACCACAUAGAUUAGACCCAGACACACCAAAAAAAGAAAUCAUGAAGGCAUUGAAUGAUGUUGUUGAUCAAGGAUAUGCCAGAUAUCUUGGGGCCUCUUCUAUGAAAGCUGUUGAAUUUGCCCAAUUACAGUUUAUUGCUGAGCAAAAUGGAUGGCACAAAUUCAUCAGUAUGCAGAACUAUUAUAAUUUGAUUUAUCGUGAAGAGGAAAGAGAAAUGAUUCCAUUUUGUCAAGACAAUGUUAUUAACAAAGUAGGGAUUAUUCCCUGGUCACCUAUUGCUAGAGGUGUAUUAGCUAGACCCGUUGGUAUAUCAUCGGAAACAUCCAGAGUUAAGUCUGAUACUGCUAGAUUUAAAAUGUUACAUCUUGAUGAAUUGACUGAUGCUGAUAUUGAGAUUAUAUCCCGAGUCGAGAAAGUGGCUAAGGAUAAAGGUUUCAGCAUGGCCGUGAUUGCCACAGCCUGGGUCAUAUCCAAGGGAUGCAAUCCUAUUGUUGGACUUUCGUCAACAGAAAGAAUAGAUGAUAUUAUCAAAGCAACCACAGUGACAUUUACUGACGAGGAGAUUAAAUUCUUGGAAGAACCUUAUGUCCCGAAGAAUGUCACCGACUAG
This is a messenger RNA of Candida tropicalis MYA-3404, 1050 nucleotides long. It is a transcript of the gene IFD3, whose product is annotated as Ifd3p. The transcript has a single exon. Bases 1 to 1050 code for a protein of 349 amino acids. The record is from RefSeq and is a predicted model, not a curated record. Lineage: Eukaryota; Fungi; Ascomycota; Pichiomycetes; Serinales; Debaryomycetaceae.